Molecule: messenger RNA, 1257 nt
Organism: Epithele typhae
Lineage: Eukaryota; Fungi; Basidiomycota; Agaricomycetes; Polyporales; Epitheliaceae
Exons: 10
Coding region: 1-1257 (418 amino acids)
Source: RefSeq, a predicted model, not a curated record
AUGAAGGAGGCUACCACAGCGCGAGAAAACGGAACGUUCAAAGACGACACACCCGUCGGGAAGGCGGCGGCGUCGCCGAUGCUCAAAGAGGCGAAACGCAAGUCACUACCUGAGGAGAGUGACGAUGAAGGAGAUGGAGAAGCGGCGUCGCUGCUACCGCAGACGCAGACGCGGGAGCAGGAGGACUCUGAAGGGGGGUCGCCGCAUGUGGCGAAGCGGCUGGGGACGGAGCUGUCGAUAUCUGUCACGGAGGUGCUUGCGCUCGACCUCCUCGAUGACCACCGAUUCCCUGCGAGCCUUGCCGACGAUCUUGGCGGGGACGUGGUGUUACGCGCCGGCGAGUCGAACGAGCGCACAGAGCGCGGCGAGGCGGUUCGCGUGGACGAGCGAACGCGCGCGAGAGCGGAGUACGGCAAGGCGGAGGAGGAUCCGGCGCUCAGGGAACUCCAUCCCAGUCAGCUUCACUAUGCCGCCCUCGCCGACCGUCUCUGCCAAGGAUUCACCCCGCGCUCCGACCUCGGCGCAUUUGUCAUUCAACAAACCUCAGACACGCUCGCCUCCGCUGAAGAUACACCCUCCUCCGUGACGCUGCCAGCGAACACGUCCCUUGACAAGGUCUGUGUCCUGCUGAAGGAGAUUCUUGACGAAUUCAAGAAGCGCCCCAAGCGGCAGAAGAGGGAUUGGAACGGAACGGAACAUACUAGAGAUUCAUGGGGUGCGCAGACUCGUAUCGAACCAUCACUAGCAGCAGGAGAUAAAGAACUGCCGGAUAUACACGACAAUGUGAAGUACGUCCCGCAUUUCACUCGGUCGCAUUCAGAUAUGCUGAACGUCCUGAACAAGACGGUGGAGAAGUACAGCGACGAGCUCGUCGACCAGUGGAACAAGGAGAUCGACGGUCUCUUGACCUUUGACGGUCUGUUCUCCGCCGCUCUCACCGCAUUCAACACCAUUGCCUUCGCAAUGCUCCAGCCUCAAUCAAGCGAUCAAACCAACGCGAUCUUGACUCAGGUCUCUGCCCAGCUGAAAGCUUUGCGCUCAAUCCCUCUUCGUCAACUCACCGCCUUGGCGUUCCAGGAUAUCUCUCACUUCAGCUUGUCGUCGGCGACGAUCGGGAUCAUGGUGAAGCAAUGGCUCAAAGAGUACAACACCGGGCUGUACGGGUUCUCCGCACCAAUCACACGACGUCGCAUCUACCGGCUCUCGAACCUCAAAAGGCGCACAUCCCUUCAUCAUCUCGCUGUGCCUCUCUUCUGA